CGUUUUCGCUCUGUAGUUCCGUCUGUGAACAGUUGCCGUCAGUCUCAGUUAGCUCCCGUUAGCCUGUGUUAGCCUAUGUUAGCCUGUGUUAUCUGAAGUGAAGCUUUAAAGAAUGAGAGACUUUAGUCUGCAGUGAGUCUGUUGACCAAUGAGUCCACACACUGCUGCUAGCUAACACCGCCGCGGCCUCACUAGCUUUAUCUGCGAGCUAACAGCGCUGUUUUCCUGCUGUGUAGCUAGCUUUAGCGGCUAGCUUUAGCGGCUAGCUCCUCUGCUGUUGUCUGCCUGUGGAAAGGAGCCCGCUAACAGUGCUAACCAGCUAGGUGCUGCGUCCGUUAGUGUUGUUGUUCUGAUGAACACAGCGAGGAGGAAACGUUAGCAUGGACACACAGCCGCGGACUCAAUAACAGUUUGAGCUGUGUGAACCGGCUGAGGACCCUUCAGACUCUGAUCUGAGGUCAGAGUUCCACCUUAACUGAGACUGCCGGCCGCCAUGCUGACCUAGAACCAUCUAUUAGUCUGUGUGAGCGCAAUAAUCAGAGACCAUGUCUGAGAACCAGGCCAACAAUAACAACGUCCCUCUAAACAACAACAACAACAACAUGGGACCCAACAGGAUCCGAAACCCCAACAUGAACCAGAAUCCCCUCAUCAAUGUCCGGGACCGCCUCUUCCACGCCCUCUUCUUCAAGAUGGCCGUCACGUAUGCCCGACUCUUCCCGCCAUCCUUCAGGAGAGUCUUUGAGUUCUUCGUCCUGCUGAAGGCGCUCUUCGUCCUCUUCAUCCUCGCCUACAUCCACAUUGCCUUCUCUCGCUCGCCCAUCAACUGUCUGGAAGUUGUGAGGGAGCGCUGGCCUCGUGACGGCAUCCUGCGGGUGGAGAUCCAGAGGAACUCCAGUCGAGCCUCCGUCUUCCUGCAGUACUACGACUCCACAGGCCUCCAGGAGGAGCUGGAGGCUGAGGAGGGGGGAGGAGGAGCAGGAAGCGGAAUGGCAGGACUCAGCCUGGCAGCGCUGCAGGAGGAAGAUGAGGAUGAGGAAGAGAUGACCCUGGAGAUGUUUGACAACAGCUCAGUGCAGUUUGAGCUGGACAUUGAGCCUCGUCUGAAGCCGUCUCUAAUUGGAGGAAGUGUCAGUGGAGGAGGAGGAGGAGGAGGAGGAGGAGGAGGAGGAGUGAACGACAGCCAGGACGUCUCCUUCAGCCAGACCACUAAAGGUAUGCAGCCGCUGAAGGACUCAGUGUCUGAGCUGGAGAUGAUGACCAGAGCAGUGUGGCCUCAGGAGGAGUACAUUGUGGAGUAUUCUUUGGAGUACGGCUUCCUGCGUCUGUCUCAGAGCACCAGACAGAGACUCAACAUCCCCGUCAUGGUGGUCACUCUAGAUCCGAUGAAGGACGAGUGUUUCGGUGAUGGUUUCAGUCGCUUCCUGCUGGAUGAGUUUCUGGGUUAUGACGACAUCCUGAUGUCCAGUGUGAAAGCUCUUGCUGAGAAUGAGGAGAACAAAGGGUUCCUGAGGAACGUGGUGUCUGGAGAACAUUACCGCUUUGUCAGCAUGUGGAUGGCCAGAACCUCCUACCUGGCCGCCUUCGUCAUCAUGGUCAUCUUCACUCUGUCAGUGUCCAUGCUGCUCAGAUACUCUCAUCACCAGAUCUUCGUCUUUAUCGGUUAGUGUCCUUUUUCCAGUCCACAACAUAUCACACAUUAACAGUUGACACUCCUGAUCAUUGUCUAAACCUUAGUGAGCAUUAGUGGACAUUACUGAGCAUUACUGAACAUUAAUGAACAUUAGAGAGUGUUACCGAACAUUGAUGAACAUAAGAGAGCAUUACAGAACAUUAAUGAACAUUAGAGAGCUUUACUGAACAUUACUGAACAUUAUAGAGCUUUACCGAACAUUAUUGAACAUUAGAGAGCGUUACUGAACAUUAAUGAACAUUAGAGCAUUACCGAACAUUGAUGAACAUUAGAGAGUGUUACUGAACAUUAAUGAACGUUACUGAACAUUAAUGAACAUUAGAGAGCAUUA
Molecule: messenger RNA, 2024 nt
Organism: Dicentrarchus labrax (European seabass)
Lineage: Eukaryota; Metazoa; Chordata; Actinopteri; Moronidae
Product: membralin
Exons: 8
Coding region: 546-1667 (373 amino acids)
Biological process (GO): response to endoplasmic reticulum stress; positive regulation of ERAD pathway
Cellular component (GO): endoplasmic reticulum
Source: RefSeq, a predicted model, not a curated record